AUGCACCGUUUUAUAUCUAUCUAUCUAUCUAUCUAUCUAUCUAUCUAUCUAUCCCAGUCGGUUCAUAUCUAUCUUUCUCACUGUUCAUUAUCUAUCUAUCUAUCUAUCUAUCUAUCUAUCUAUCUAUCUAUCUCAGUCUGUUCAUAUCUAUCUAUCUAUCUAUCUAUCUAUCUAUCUAUCUAUCUAUCUAUCUAUCUAUCUAUCUCAGUCUGUUCAUAUCUAUCUAUUUAUCUCAGUGUGUUCAUAUCUAUCUAUCUAUCUAUCUGCAUGUCGGCAUUCUUUAUUUCUUGUCCAUUCUUUUUCUUUCUUUCUUUCUUUCUUUCUUUCUUUCUUUCUUUCUUUCUUUCUUUCUUUCUUUCUUCUUUCCAAAUGUCUCACGUUACUUCUAAUUUAUGCGUCCCUAUCUUUCUUUGUUUCAUUGUUAAUUACUCAUUUCUUUCUUUCUUUCUUUCUUUCUUUCUUUCUUUCUUUCUUUCUUUCAUCGGGUUCUAUUCAGUCGUUUCUUUUCUUUCUUUUUUCUUUGUACUUACUCUAAUUUCUUUUAUCCUUUCUUAUUCACCCAACUCUUUCUUUUUUCUUUUAUCCCCAUUCUCUCAUUCAUUUUUAUUCACCCGUCUCUUUCUUUCUUUCUUUCUUUCUUUCUUUCUUUCUUUCUUUCUUUCUUUCAUCGGGUUCUAUUCAGUCGUUUCUUUUCUUUCUUUUUUCUUUGUACUUACUCUAAUUUCUUUUAUCCUUUCUUAUUCACCCAACUCUUUCUUCCUUUCUUUAUCCCCAUUCUCUCAUUCAUUUUUAUUCACCCGUCUCUUUCUUUCUUUCUUUCUUUCUUUCUUUCUUUCUUUCUUUCUUUCUUUUCCGGUUCUAUUCAGUUUUCUUUUCUUUCUUUUUUUCUUUUCUUUUUUUCUUUUUUCUUUCUUAUUCACCCCAACUCUUUCUUCCUUUCUUUAUUCCAUUCUCUCAUUCAUUUUUUUCAUCGGGUUUCUAUUCUUCUUUCUUUUCUUUUCUUUUCUUUUUUCUUUUUUCUUUCUUUCUUUCAUUUCUUUCAUCCUUUUCUUUCUUUUUCUUUGUACUCUUUUUCUUUUAUCCUUUCUUUUCACCCCUCUUUCUUUCAUCCAUUUUCUCAUUCAUUUUAUUCCGUCUCUUUUCUUUCUUUCUUUCUUUCUUUCUUUCUUUCUUUCUUUUUUUUUUUCUUUCUUUCUUAUUUCUUUUCUUUCUUUUUUCUUUGUACUUUCUUUUCUUUCUUUUCUUAUUCACCCAACUCUUUCUUCCUUUCUUAUCUUUCUUUCAUCCAGUUUAUUUUCUUUCUUUCUUUCUUUCUUUCUUUCUUUCUUUCUUUCUUUCUUUCUUUCUUUCUUUCUUUCUUAUUCUUAUUUCGCUUUCUUUCUUUCUUUCUUUCUUUCUUUCUUUCUUUCUUUCUUUCUUUCUUUCUUUUCACCUCUUUUCUUUUUUGUUUCUUUCUUUCUUUGUCCAAUCUCUUUCAUACUUUCUUAUUAA
Molecule: messenger RNA, 1491 nt
Organism: Acanthosepion pharaonis
Lineage: Eukaryota; Metazoa; Mollusca; Cephalopoda; Sepiida; Sepiidae
Source: the annotation of a GenBank genome assembly